Messenger RNA from Gambusia affinis (western mosquitofish), 7144 nucleotides. Its product is annotated as raftlin-like. The transcript is spliced from 10 exons. NCBI's taxonomy places the organism in Eukaryota, Metazoa, Chordata, Actinopteri, Cyprinodontiformes, Poeciliidae. Bases 550 to 2634 code for a protein of 694 amino acids. The record is from RefSeq and is a predicted model, not a curated record.
GAGCGGCUGCCGGAGAGACAGACGCAGAGAGAGGCUGCUCAGAGCAGACGCCGGGUCAGAGCGCUCAGUUUGCUUCAGACAAUCACAGGGCAGAGAGAGACGAGUGCACAGGAAAAAGAGGUAGAACACCACAGAGAGAUAGGCUACAGAGAGGGAGAGAGAGAGACAAGAGGGAGGUAAAUAUGUGACAGGAUGUGGUUUCCCUGAGCUUGCACAACAUACUUUGAGCAUGACCUAAACGCACUGCCUGUACAAGUGUGUUUGAGCUCCGUUAGGUGCUGAAGAGGGGGGAAAACGAAGCCAACCGCUGGAGCUGUUGUUUCUGCUUGUUUCUCAGACGGAGGAUUGUGUUUUCCCUUCAGAGAGCCCGCUCCUCCGCAAUCUCAGUCAGCUUGUUGGACAAGAUCUGAAACGGUGUUCUUGUCUUUCACACUUCUAAAGUAGAAUGAGAUAUUCUGACGGGAGCUCUGGAUUUGUCUCCAAGCAGUGAACUUCUCAACCAGAUUGUGAAACAGCUGCAUCUGCAUAGGACUAACAAACUGUGGAGCCAUGGGCUGCGGACUGCGAAAGAUGAAACCGGCGUCAGACGAGAACAGUCCGGGAAAGAUUUACUCCACUCUCAAGAGACCACAAGUGGAGACCAAGGUGGGCGUGGCCUAUACAUACCGGUACCUGGACUUCCUGAUUGGCAAAGACGGUGGGACCUCGACACUGCGUCUCUCAUCGGUGCGAGAGCUGCCCGAUCAGCUCCAGGAGCUUUACCAGCAGGGUUUUGUCCUUGCAGCCGUCCAUCCAUUUAUCCAUCCCUGUGGUCCGCAGUCCAACAGCCCGCAGCACCAGCUCUACCGGGCCAUACUUGUCCGAAUCAAUGACGGGGUGGAAAGGAGCCAGCCAGUCUGCCCACCAAACAAGCUACUGCUGGAAGAGUGCCUGUCUGCGGAGCAGGUGCCCACUCCCGAGCUCAUCCAGGGCUACGUAAAGAAGCAGAUGCAGGAUUUCGCUGACCAGGGGGUGAUAUUUGUGGGAUUUGUCCAGGAGCCAUAUGGAGCGCCUUGCACCCGGAUCAGAGAACCAGAGACCCCCUCCCUGUCUCUGCACUCCAGCCCCAGUUCUGUCCUUGGCUCCCUGGGUAGCUGCAGCCCAUCAAGCCCCUCAAGCCCCAGAAACCAGCCAGAUCCUGGAGCAAAAACUGACAGUACGGACAAAGAGAGGAACAUGCAAGCAUCCCGACUGGAUAGGGAGAGAGAUGAAAGCGAGAUCAGAAGUGAAAACCACUCAGGUUCUGGCGUAGGGGGCAUUCAGGACGGCAUCUCACCAGCAGCAUCUCCAUUAUCGGAGGGAGACCUGGAGAACAGCGAGGUUCUGACCGAGGAAGACUCAUCGUACCACAAUAACAACAAAGACAUCAUCGGAGACAGAAAGGAGAGGCCAAGAUACAGGAGAGGUGAUGGACUGGAACUGCUGGCUUUGUACAACAACCCGACGGUCCGGGAGGGCCAGGUGAAAUACUACACUGUCAAAGUGCCUCUGCGGGUUCAAAGCUAUGAAGAAGGCAUCAAAGGUGUGGAGGCCAACUGGUUGGAUCACAUGACCCAACACUUCAACAAUGGUGCCUCGCUGGUUGACGGAUAUUUCUACCUGGGCAACGGGAAAGAUCUACUGCCUAAAACAGUGGAAAGCGUCUUCAUCUUCCAAGAGGCGAGCGAGGGUGAGCCAAACGCUGCUGCACCAACGUAUGAUGCCAUUGUAGUGGAACAGUGGACCAUCAUUGAUGGUUUGCAGGUGAAGACUGAUUACGUUCCUCUACUUCAGUCACUGGCCACAUAUGGAUGGAGACUCACAUGCGUGCUGCCGACUCCUGUAAUCAGGACUAACAGCGAUGGAAGUCUGUCCACCAAGCAGAUUGUUUUCCUGCAGAGACCGGUCGUUAGCCGGAAGAAGAGGGAAUCCAAGAAACUAAUCUUCAAGUCCAGAAGCAAGUCCAACAAAAACUGCAUCAAGGAUGUGGCAAAGAACAAGAAGAAAAUGACAAUAAUUGAGAAGGAUUCUGAGGAUAUGAAGAUCGCUGAUGACAGAGAGAACGUUGCCAAGGAAGAGGAAAAGACUGUGACUGGAAGCACAAAUGCAGCACAGGUAGAGGCAGCAGGCGAAUCCAAGAAAGAGAGGAAGAUAAGGUGUGAAGAAGAUAAAAAGGCUGACGCAGGGAUGGUAAUCAGCAUUGAGAAAGUCACACGGAAAGAUGAACCAGAGAAAAGUGAAGACAAAGUGGCAGAAAAUUGCACUGAGGAAACAGAAAGCAAAGCUCCAGAUGGAGAGGGAUCAGAAGAAAAUGGAGAGCCAUCAGGAAAGGAGGAGGUCGAGGAGGUCAAUGAAACAGUUGUGACUGUAGAGACACAGAGUGAGACCAAAGAAAAGGAGCUUGAGGGCACUUCGAAAGUUGAAUCCGUGAUAGAAAAUGGGAUAGAGACAGAAGAAGAGAAAGAUGACGGUGAAGAGAAUGAAAUCAAAACAGGGGAACCAGGGGAGGUUAUCGCAAAGGAGACUGUGGCAGAUCCAGCAACCACAGACCCAAGCCCAAUGGAGGCUCAGGAAUACCACCAUGCUAGUCGAGCUUUUCCCCCUCAUACCUCUUAAAUUCCCUCUCUUAAAAACUGAUUCCUGAAUCCAAAUUGAAGUGGGAGGGGGUGGAAGGUUGCUCUGCACUGCUGCAGCAUCCUCCAAACUUCCCAUCUCACAAAUGAUUCCCCCAAAACCUGCAACAGUGUAGCUAAACAAAAGAAGACCAUGACAUCAGUUCUAUUGUAUAACCACAGAUACUGAAUGUAUUUAACAACACAGGGGAUGCUUCUGCAGGCAGGUCCAUGUGGAGUCCAAACACUGAAUGGAUAAAGGCAGAGGAUAAGAAGGAGAACAGUGAGAUGAAAAACCUCAAAAGACUUGGUCACGGUUCCAGUAAGAGUGGCAGAUAAACCAGAGCUGCUUUGUUCACUAAACACUCACUAUUCACUAUAGACGGCUUAAGCUUUAGGUUUAGCUAGUAAACAGUCACUGGAGCUUACUAGCUGUUGCUGGAUGUUUUAAAAUCAUAAAAUAUAUACAAAACAAAAGUAUUUGGAUAAAAUUGGAAAUUUAGAUAGCAAGCUAGAUACCAUUUUAAAAGCUCGCCUGAGAUUUAUUUUUAAGUUUUCUUCUAUUAUUUUUUUAAUCAACAUCAGGUUGUUCCAACCAUCUUCAUAAACCUUUAUGAAAGAGCUAAUUACAAUAUCUUUUCAUAUUUAUGAUUAGAGAAAAUGACUCUUGCUAUAUGACUUUCUAGAGUGACCAAGUUUUCUGGUUGUGUCAGUUCUUCGUAAGGAAAUCACCACCUUUUAGAUAAUGAUGUUUGCUCUAAAUUCUUGGCAAGACCCAGGUCUGUUUCCUCAACAUUAAAGAUAUUUUAAAGAGAGGAAAAUUCCCAGAAAAUGUUCUUGCAGGUCAUUCCUUGUUACAUUCUGAUCCAGGAUGCAGAGGAAAUUUAUAGGAGAGCGCUGUUAGAGAUGGUGGGAAAUGCAUUUGUUGCGAAAGGCAAUCCAAAGCAGGCUGUGGAAAUCAUUGUUUACACUGACCUCGAAGCCGUCAAGUGCUUCAAAGAGAGCCGAUAAUCACUCUUUGGUAUGGUGUGCUAAGCUUACCUUGCAUACAGCAUGUUCCCAACAAUAUUCCCAAGCCCAGCCAGACAAGAAAGUGAAAUUCAGCUGAAUGUUCGCACCUCAAGGACAGGAUCAGUAGUUAGGUUUCCUCUGUUAGCUUUACAUACAGGAAAGAGGACUUCUGCAUAAAAUGUGUAGUCGGGGGUUGCUCUUGUUCUGUAUUGAAGCCAGAAGUGAGAGCUCUGAAGGAGAAAGUGAGGUUGCAGUGAAAAAAGAGUAUAAAGAAGAAAUAAAGAAGGACCAGUGAGUGUGAAAGACUCAAAUAACAAAAGCAAAUUGGUUCGUUUAAAGUAACGGUCGUUUGUAACCAGCAUUUCCUGAAGAGGUUUCUUUCAUUGCUUUACGUCCAUCUCUUUACGCACCUCUUACUGGACACAGUGUCUGACAUUAACUGAGUCAUAAUGUGCCGUAUCGCGGCUCUGUGUGGCUUUCCAUUCUAGAGCUGGAACAAGAGGGAGGGAGGAGGCGACGUUUACAGAGCGGGGCUCUCUGUGGAUCGCUAAUGGAUUUUGUCAGUGGGAGAUCUGUCAGUAAUCAUGCAUUUAUAAUGGGGGGGGGCUCACUUGUUGGGGGCAGUUAUUGACAACAAAACACCUCAACAUGUCAAGUUUCACGUUUAAAAAGGAUGUCAUGGGAAUCCGUUUGCACCGGAGAGGACAAGCUUGAUUUAGAAAAUUACCUGCACCUCAUCGUAAUACCUGUUUCGUAAACUGUUAACGUUUGGCUGAUUAAAAAAGUACCUGCUGUCCUCGUAUAAUUUGUCACAAUUAUCAUUUUUGUGUUGUGAUAAUUAAUGAUAUGUGGUUGAGAAAAGUAUUUCUUCUCUGGAGAAGAAACUCCAUGAUUUCAAGUGCUCUCCUGCCUCUGGUGAGAUUCCUUUAAAUGUAAAAUGGAAAAUGUUUUUGUGUAGAGUAGAAUAUAAAACUGUGACCAGUUUAGCCUUAUUACUAUACUGUAAAUGCCCCAGAAUCUGCUAUUAGAAAUGUUUUUUAGCGGCAUAUUGGUGAUUUAAGUGUUAUAUGUUUGUUAUAGUCAAACAGCAAAGUUUUGCUCCGGUUGGUGUUUUGAGGAUAUUAUUCCUGGAGUUAAGAGUGAAGGGAUGAAAAUGUUUAUCCAUAUGAAGGUAUUACAUUUUGUAUUAUUUUCUGACAUUUCUUGGACACGUUCUUGAUUGUGAAUGUUUGAUUUUUGAGUACAAAAAGGCUUUAUGCUGCCUCUGCUUGUUCUGCUAAAGCUUGCAAAAAAUGCUUUGCUGGCUGGUGCUUUGAGCUACCUCCUCAGGGCCGAUGUUGGCUUUCAGCUUUGGGGUCGCUACAAGAGCGACCUCUUGAAACAUAUGCUCCCUGUCCUCUACAGCUCCAAUAUGACUAUGAGCAAGAGGUCAUCUCUAAUGGCAGCCAAGGUCAAAGGUUUCUGAGUGAGAAUGGAUUUUUCUCAGCUGUACAAACAGGAGAUUGCAUGAGCACAACCUGACAUAUUUAUUUAAAGUGCUUUGAAUCUUUUUUUUUUUUUUUUUUUUUUAACAGAUUGUGAUUUCAUAGACACUCCUGAGUUCAUUUAGUCAGAAUGCGACCAGCAUAAAAUGCUAAUUCAUGUUGGUCAGUGAACAGCUCAAACAUUUUCUUUUAUUAUACUAAUUCAUGACAAAUUAGUAUAAUCAAAAGAAUUUGAGCUGUUCUGAUCUUCUGUAAGUUUCAGUCGAAUUUAAUUUAAAUGAUAAAUUAGGAUAUUGAAAGCUUUGACUUAAUCAGAUUCUCAUGUAGAUUUAUUACCUCCAGAGUGAUAUGUUUCAAUCUUUUAAUUCUGCUCACCUGGAUAAUUAUGACUUGCAUCACAAACAAUAAAAUACUCUACAAAACAAAUAAAAAUAAGAUUUUAAAUACUAUCAUAUCCACGUCCAUGUAUGUGCAGUAAGUACUUGUUUGGGACUCAUUUACCUGAAUUCAUGCAUUAAAGGGGACAUAUUAUGCAAAAUUUACAUUUUGUAAGUGUUUGUACUUCUAUUUAGGUCUCUACCACUUCUAAAAUUAGCCCAAGCAUUUAAAAGCUUAAGCAAAUUUUUUGUCAUUCCAGUUUGUGCAAUUGAAUGGAAAUGCAGGUAUUGACUGUCUCCUGGUAAGUGAGCAGUCUUCCCUGUGAUUGUCUAGGCCAUAACAUGCCUAUAAUAUAACACUUUAGAGAUGUCAGACUCCAGUUAUUGAGGCCUGUGUAUUGUAACUUUAAGAUGUUGUAAAACAUAAACCAAAUAAUUCAAUUAUUGGUGGAACUCUGCACAACGUGAACACAUGAUGAAGACUUGAUUCAGGCAGGGACACAUCUAAAGGUUACAGGACACCAGCCCUCGAGGACUGGAGUUAGCUUCAAGCUACAAUCAUUAAAAGAAAAAGUAAUAAGUGCUUGGAAUAUAUUACUCUUUGUGUAAUGAAUGUAUUCAUUAGAUUUAAUGCUUGAUAUUGUUGAGAUUUAAACUGUUAAUGUUGGUGCUCCUGCUUUCUUCUUCUUUUGUGUUUGCUGUAAAAUCUGAAAAGUUUGACUUGAGCUUUCCCAUUUGGGUUUUUCUACCCAUAUAUUCCACAGCAGAAGCAUAGUCUGGAGAGCAGAUUAGAUAUUUAGGUUAGCCUGAGUGACCUGACUGUUUUUGUAUUCCAGCUCAACAGCGUGGACAACAGAAACUUUGACAGAGAACCUGACCCUGUUCCCUGUAGUCCUUUGUCUGAGUCCUGCAGGGUACCGUCUCCUCAGUAAGAACCUACUAGUUAGGUUGCUGUGUAGUCUAACCUCUAGCAUGAAUAUGCUCAAGGGAGUGUGAGCAAUUGGGGUUUUUCUUCUAUUAUUUUUGCCUGCUGUCAAUGUUAACACAGACAGUGAGACAAAAAGCAAGGCAGAACCUGACAUUUAAUCAGCUAAACGAUGCUGAACCAUGCUAACUCUGCCGUGUGUGAAAAGGAGGGGACCUUUGACUAAUGUUAGACUCAAAUAUACAUCUGUGCUCCCCUCCAUUUAUAGUAUGUGUGAGAAAUAUACAGCUUGCUGUCUUAUAUCCGCAUAAAUGUUUCUGAGCCUGAGUAGUGGCGCUGGUGCAAUCGCUCUUGGUAAUGCUAUAAAAAAACGCAAUGGUUCAUUUCCUGUGUGCUACAAUGAUGUGAAAUGGACAAAGUAGAAGCGUCAGAACAUAACACAAUAGGAUGCAGUCACUUUUCUUUCUUGUGUUGUCACUUUAGCUUUGCUCACAGCCUCUGGAAAAUGUAUUGUUAGAUUUUCUUUCUCUCUGAUGUAUUUUUUUAACACCUCAGCUGCCAUCUUGAAUGUUAAGUAUCUUCGAUCAUGUGCCGGUGUCACUUGCAUUGAUGUAGAAAAAGUAUUCUUUAUCUUUCCUAUUUUGAGUAUGUCAACAUUCUUACUGUACCUGGCAUCUGUACAAUUUGUAUAUUAUAAAAUGAUUUAUAUUUAAUGUG